Sinocyclocheilus anshuiensis is the source of this 2477-nucleotide messenger RNA. RefSeq names its product leucine rich repeat transmembrane neuronal 4 like 1 (gene lrrtm4l1). The transcript is spliced from 4 exons. The coding region runs from base 377 to 2083 and encodes 568 amino acids. The record is from RefSeq and is a predicted model, not a curated record. Gene Ontology annotation, biological process: positive regulation of synapse assembly; axonogenesis. Gene Ontology annotation, molecular function: protein binding. Lineage: Eukaryota; Metazoa; Chordata; Actinopteri; Cypriniformes; Cyprinidae.
UGGUCGAUAAACUCCGCAUGAUCUAAACAUUAUUGUUCCAAUUAUGCGACCCAGAACAACUUUUGCCCUCAUCUUCAGUCAGUUGCUUGCUGCGUAGCGAUAAUUAAUUCAUAUUCCGUUUGAACGACGGAUGAGCAUCAUGUUAAUUGCUGCUGGAUUUAUACUGGUUUGCCGUGCUGCUGGAUUAAUCAGGGCGCGCAGCACGUUCUAAAGUGUUUUUGCGACAUGGAGUCGGAUCGAUAAUGAUUUUAGUUGGGCUGUAAUACUGACCGCACUAAAGGUAAAAGUCUUCGUUGGAGUGGAUCCUGAGAGCCUGAAUGUCUGUGCAGUAACCGCAGGGAUUAAACGCGAGUGGAAUCAAAAGCGCGCGGCUGAUAUGGGUUCUGUUAUUUGUGACAAGAGAUUAGCGGGCCUCCUCCUCCUUCAAGCCUCCUCCCUCCUGCUGUUCAGUUCUGGGGAAAGGAUGUGCCCCUAUAGCUGUCGUUGCGAGGGAAAGAUUGUCCAUUGUGAGUCAGCUAGCCUCCAGGAGGUCCCUGAAAAUAUUUCAGUUAGUUGUCAAGGUCUGUCCCUUCGCUACAAUGACCUGCACACAAUGCUCCCUUACCAAUUUGCCCAUCUUAACCAGUUACUGUGGCUGUACCUGGACCACAAUCAAAUCAUGUUUGUGGAUAGUCGUGCUUUUCAAGGGGUGCGGCGAUUGAAGGAGUUGAUCUUGAGCUCCAAUAGGAUUUCACAGCUCCAUAAUGUCACUUUUCACGGAGUACCUAACCUACGCAGUCUCGAUCUCUCCUACAACAAGUUGCAGGAGCUGCAGCCAGGCCAGUUUUUUGGUCUUCGAAAACUGCAGAAUCUGCACUUGCGCUCCAACGGGCUGAUGACAAUUCCUGUCCGGGCGUUUCUAGAGUGCAGAAGCUUGGAGUUUCUAGACUUGGGUUAUAAUCGGCUUCGGGUUCUUACUCGUACGGCAUUCCUGGGUUUGUCUCGACUUAUGGAGCUCCACCUGGAGCAUAAUCAGUUUUCACGAAUCAACUUCUUUCUUUUUCCUCGCCUUGCUAACCUUCGUGCCCUGUAUCUACAAUGGAACCGUAUUCGAGCUAUCAACCAAGGCCUUCCGUGGAGCUGGUAUACCUUGCAAAAGCUUGAUAUCUCUGGCAAUGAGAUACAAGUUCUAGAUCCUGUAGUAUUUCAAUGCCUUCCCAAUCUUCAGGUUCUCAACUUAGAGUCUAACAAACUGGCCAAUGUGUCUCAGGAGGUUGUGGCUGCCUGGAUCUCCCUAACAGCCAUUAGCCUUGCAGGCAACAUGUGGGAUUGUGGACCAGCCAUUUGUCCUCUUGUUGUCUGGCUCAAGAAUUUUAGAGGCACCAAGGACACUAGUAUAAUCUGCAGCAGUCCUAAGCACCUUCAAGGGGAGAAGGUCAUGGAGGCUUCAAAGAGCUACAUUGACUGUGAUGAUUAUGAAAUUACUGCUCAAUCACCUUUGUAUCUGCAGACCUUUGAUCCAAAUUUUGAUCUUACCCCUGAACCAACAAUGGCUCCUACAACAUCGCCUCCACCCCUGCCUUCACCUGCCUCUGAGGCGCCUUUUCCGCCUCCCCAUCCUCGACCGCCUCAACGUCCCACCUUCCCCAGCCGUGAAAACCCAGAUCCCAGAGACUCCCGUCAAUGGACACCCUCAUCAUCCGACAGCUUAGGAGUGACACCAGCUCCUGAGCAAGACAAUGUGUCAUUUCACAAGGUGGUGAUGGGUGGGGUGGCACUGUUCCUCUCAGUGUCCCUUGUCUUGUCGGUAAUUUAUGUCUCCUGGAAACGUUACCCCGGUGCCACCCGACUGCUGCAGGAGAGUACAGUGGGCCGAAAGCGGAGGAAAAAGAGUCAGGAGCCAGAACAGAACCUGAGCUCCCAGCUCCAGGAAUAUUACAUGAGCUACAAUCCUGCAGCCACGCCGGAAGCCUUGGAGGUGCUGGGUAAUGGGACAGGUACCUGCACCUGCACCAUAUCCGGCUCCCGGGAAUGUGAGAAUGAAUACACAUGUCCCAGACCGUUACCUGGAGCUUGGAUUGGAGACAUACCCACCAUACACUGAAGGGACUGUUUUGUUCACCAAAAUAAUCCACCGGCGGAGGAUUUGUGCCUACCUGCAUUUCAUCAGUCGCAUCAAGCUUUGUUCUCAUGAUACCACUCAUGCUUUCAGUGCUUCUUUAAUGGAUUGUGGUCAGUCAGACUCGGCUAACGGACAUCUGAGAGACAGUGGGAACAGAUGCCUCAGAUGCAUAUUUUACUAAAACACAUUUGGAUGCCUCACUUUGUACUUUAAUGCGCCUGGAUAAAUGCUUCAGGUUUAUUUGGGAAGCCUUCAGUGAAACAUACCAAUGAAAGUUAUCCAGCCUUUGACGAAUCGUCCAGCGUUAUUUGACGUUUGUGUGGACCUAUACAUAAACUAUAAACUUUGUCAAUAUACCCUCGAAUUUAAAACCGGA